Molecule: messenger RNA, 2148 nt
Organism: Vicia faba (fava bean)
Lineage: Eukaryota; Viridiplantae; Streptophyta; Magnoliopsida; Fabales; Fabaceae
Source: the annotation of a GenBank genome assembly
AUGGAGCGAUUUUAUAAAUCUUCUGAAAAGCGUGACGGCGAUAGCAAUAGUAAUCCGAGUACGUCGCAGAGGGAAUCGGAAGUUGAUUUUAAUGAUGUGUUUGGUGGACCACCGCAGCGGACGUCGGGGUUCAGUGGAGAAGAAGGUGAAUCGGGAAGCUGUAGGUGGCCGGUGGAGGGUGAGAGAGGGAAAUCGGUGUUUGGUGAUGAUAGUGGAGUUAGAAGACGUUAUACAAACAAAAAAGCUAAAGAUUUUUUUGAUGAUAUAUUUGGAGGAGAAGAAUCUCAGUCGCAGAGUCAGAGUCCGAGUGGAUGUUCAACGCCAAAGAAACGCGACGGUGCUGGUUUUAGCCCCGGAAUUCAACCACUUGCGUCUUCUCUCCCUCCAUCCUUCAGCCUUCCUGCCACAUCGACGAAAGGGAUAUUUGGUUCACCUUCUCUCGACAAUGAUAUCUCUGCUUCAAAUGGAUUAGCAUUCUCAGAUUCUAAUCUAUCUCGAUUUUCAGCUCAACAUAAGGAGGUGCGGAAGGAUUUGAAACCAUCUAACAGGCAAAGUCUGUUAUCGGAGGAGCUUUGGAACUUAGGCCUAUCUGAUGAAGUCGACAAAGGAAACAAUAUGAAACAGGACAGAUCUGUUACUGUUACUGAAGUUUCUCCUGAUAAUAGUAAUAAUAAUGAUAAUACCAGCAAUGAUAAGUUUCAUUUCUCAAUAUAUAAAUGGGCAAGUAAAGGGGUGACUUUGGCGAUGCCUCUUAGGACAGAGAGAACCUCGAGGACAAAAAAUAAGUUUAAACUCGAGAAAUGCUCGAGUGCUAAGGAUUGGAUAGUCACUGAGAUUACCACUCAAAACGAUAGUCCUAUUAUAUACAAUGGUUCUUCUUUGACUAGAAAUGAAAAACAAGAUGUGUCAAAAACUACUUCAGCAACCAUUCAAAAGACGGUAGAACCUAUAGUUUCUGCAAAAACUCAAUCAGAUUCAUUGAGCAGCCGUCAAACGCUUAUCAAAGAUGUUUUUGUCAGUCCUAUCACAAAAGAGUCCAAAGAAGAAUCAAAUACUCGUUCUACAAGUGAGAGAGUCUUUUAUGGAAAAACCGAAGCAACAAAUGAAACUCAGAAACAUGAUUCCAAAUCAUUACAUUCUCUGUUCGGUAAAAGUAAUAAGAAAUCAGAUGUUGAUGUGAUAACUAGAAAGGCAAGAGAAGAAAAGACGGCGAAAAGCUCAAAGAAGUUAUCUGCUAAUCUUGAUAUUCCUAUAAAUCCAAAGAAGCAAGAUGAUGACGAUGAUGAUGAUGAUGAGAUAACUAGAAAGGCAAGAGAAGGAAACACGGCGAAAAGCUCAAAGAAGCUGUCUUCUAAUGUUGAUAUUCCUAUGAAUCCAAAGAAGCAAGAUGAAAAGCGAAAGACAGUUCCCAUGAGAGGUGUAGAAUAUAGCAAAGCUACUUCUCAGGCUUUAUUAAGCCCAGGCAGAAGUAUGGGGAAAGGCCGAGUUAAAGGAAAGGUCAAAGACUUCGUUCAAAUAUUCAACCAAGAAGCUGAAACAAAACCCAAAGUUGACUCAAAAUCUCGACUUCAGGGUUAUGCAUACAAGCAGAAAGGAGCUGUAAGGGAAAAUAAUGAUGUGGAUGGUGAAGCUGAACAGUCCCGGAAGGAGGUCUCUAACAUAAAGAUCACAGAUAUGCCUACCAAUAGUUUUUCACAGCAGGAUGAUAUCUCAGCAUCAGCAGCAGUUCAUGACAUUUCAUUUCCGGAAGAUAUAGGAGAUAAAGACGAGUCCUUUCAUGAGAAUUUCACGAUUCAAGUAUUAUCCCAAGAUGAGGAGGAGGUUUCACAAAACCAAGAAAUUCAAGAAAUCCAAGUUAUUGACAAGAAGAUACAACAGUGGUCUAAAGGGAAGGAAGGAAACAUACGCUCGCUGCUGUCAACAUUACAAUACGUACUUUGGCCAAACUGUGGCUGGAAGCCUGUGCCUCUUGUUGAUAUAAUUGAAGGGAAUGCGGUGAAAAGAUCUUAUCAAAGAGCUUUACUCAGUCUGCAUCCAGAUAAGUUGCAGCAAAAGGGUGCGACUUCGGACCAAAAAUACAUUGCAGAAAAAGUUUUUGAUAUUUUACAGGAGGCAUGGACUCAAUUCAACAUGGUUGGUCCACUCUAA